Parnassius apollo (apollo) is the source of this 2202-nucleotide messenger RNA. The record is from the annotation of a GenBank genome assembly. NCBI's taxonomy places the organism in Eukaryota, Metazoa, Arthropoda, Insecta, Lepidoptera, Papilionidae.
AUGCCGGAUGCUAACGCUCGAAUCCAUGUUAAGUACGGCGAUGAAACAUCCGAACAGUUCGUGGGUAAUUCGACUGCGCCAGACCACUUUCGUAUUUUAGAUAAAGACGACUUCUCAAUUAUCGUUGGUGGCAGAAAUGCAGUAUACAACUUAAGCCUCUAUGACUUGUCUGAAAAUGUAGAUCAGCGUCUAGAAUGGCAGUCCACUGACGCACACAGAGAGCUGUGCCAGCUGAAGGGCAAGUCGGCAGACGAGUGUCAGAACUACCCUCGUGUGGCGGCGCGAUCACACGGCCGGCUGCUCGUGUGCGGCACGAACGCAUUUAAACCGCUGUGUCGUCGAUAUGACACCACUCGACACCCACCAAACCACCGCAUUGAGGAAUUCGACGGCUCCGGUCGUUGUCCGUACGAUCCUCAGCACAACUCCUCCGCUAUUUUUGCGGAUGGACAUUUAUACACUGCAACUGCAGCCGACUUCUCUGGUACGGACCCUCUUAUCUACCGAGAACCGGUGAGAACCGAACGCUCUGAUCUCCGAUUACUCAACGACCCUUCCUUCGUCGGUGCGGUAGCCUCAACAAGCCACGUCUAUUUCUUCUACCGCGAAACCGCAGUUGAAUACAUGAACUGCGGAAAGGCGGUGUAUUCGAGAGUAGCUAGAGUUUGUUUAAAUGACAAAGGUGGCCCACAUACAUUUAGCGAUCGAUGGACUUCCUUCUUAAAAACACGAUUAAACUGCUCAGUACCCGGGGAAUACCCUUUCUAUUUCGAUGAAAUACAGGCAACAACUGAACUGAUCAGUGGGAUUUACGGUAGCGACAGCAGUAGGAACGACAUAAUAUACGCAGUCUUCACGACUCCCCAAAACGCGAUAGGUGGUUCAGCAGUUUGCGCGUUCGCUAUGAGGGACAUCUUGGACGCAUUUGACGGGACGUUUAAAAGUCAAGAGAGCAUGAACUCCAACUGGUUGCCGAUAGAAAAAGAGAAAGUGCCGCAACCUAGGCCCGGUUCCUGCGUAGAAGACAGCCGAACUCUAUCCGAUUCCGGAGUUAACUUUAUAAAGACGCAUCCAUUAAUGGACAAAGCAGUUUCUUCGUUUUUAGCGCGACCGAUCCUUAUAAGAGUCAGUUUGCAGUAUCGAUUUUCAGCUAUCGCCAUCCACCCUCAAGUGCAAGCAAUGAAUGGCAAUAAAUACGAUGUCAUGUACGUCGGUACUGACGAUGGGAGAGUGAUCAAGGCGGUUAACGUGGCGGCCAAUGAUGGAUCUUUUGACGCAAGUACAGACGAGUACAGCAGGAAUCCGGUUAGAACGGCGGUCAUUUCGGAGGUCCAAGUACUGCCGUCGGGAGUACCGAUAAAACAAAUGCACGUCGCUCUCACUACAGAAAAACUGAUCGUCGCGUCAGGAGAUAUUAUUAAAGCUAUAUCGCUGUCGCAUUGUACCAACGUUCUAUCGUGCAGAGAAUGCGUCGCGCUACAAGACCCGCACUGCGCGUGGGAUUCGAAGCAGCAGCAAUGCUCAUGGGUCGGAAACAGACAAUUCCCCAACCCAGAAAGGUUUCUACAGAACGUGGAAUACGGAAAGAGCGAGAUAUGCAACAAGCUUCCUGCGCUGCUGCCGAGCGACAGGCACGGCAGCAGGAACCAGGCCACGAAGAAACCGGCGCAGACAGAGACGAACCAACGGCAGCCACCGGAUGACAUACAGAACGAGAUCCUGAUCGAAGUUGUUGAGACCAACGUUUUGUCCGAAGACAAAACACCCAGUAAUCACAAGCACGAAACAGAUUUACUGACAGUGGAGGCGGCGGACGGCAACAUCUACAGCGCGCAGGCGCUGCUCACUGCCGUAGUGGCCUCGUGUCUGGUCACACUGAUGCUCGGCUUCGUUAUUGGAUACUUGUUUUCGCGACGAUUUCGACACCCGUUUUUUGCCGAUACCUCACCCUUCAAUGAACAACAUAAUCAUUUAAACAGAUUAAGUCCAUUGGAGACACCGUUGAACGUCAACUCCGGGUACAUGCCGCCUCGCUCUAAGAACGUAAAUAUGGUGGCAAACGUCGGCCCUUUAGUGAAGCAGGACAAUUUGCACCUAGAGCUCGGCAAAGACCGCGCUCUAGACCUAAGAAAUUCCACCGAAUCCCUCGAUAAGGACCUCAAGUGCGGCACACUACAGAAAGUUAAAAAGACUUAUAUUUGA